This is a messenger RNA of Sciurus carolinensis (gray squirrel), 2046 nucleotides long. It is a transcript of the gene Dmc1, whose product is annotated as DNA meiotic recombinase 1. Gene Ontology annotation, molecular function: DNA strand exchange activity; double-stranded DNA binding; ATP-dependent DNA damage sensor activity. Bases 211 to 1233 code for a protein of 340 amino acids. The transcript is spliced from 14 exons. The record is from RefSeq and is a predicted model, not a curated record. Gene Ontology annotation, cellular component: condensed nuclear chromosome; nucleus. Gene Ontology annotation, biological process: DNA repair; reciprocal meiotic recombination; DNA recombinase assembly. Lineage: Eukaryota; Metazoa; Chordata; Mammalia; Rodentia; Sciuridae.
CUCAGCGUUCGGGGUCCGCCCUCGCGUUCUACGUCCGAGUUAGAAUCCUGAGCUGAAGGCCGGAAAGCCUAGGCUGCGGGGAGGGCUUCACCCUGAAAAUCUGGUGGCGCCUGUGGGUUCCGGGGCGUUGAGUGACCGAAAGGGAAAGCGUGUGGAGACUGAGGGGAAACGCAGAAUUGACUCUUUUACUGCUGAACCCUUUGUUUCAACAUGAAAGAGGAUCAAGUUGUACAGGAAGAACCAGGAUUCCAAGAUGACGAGGAAUCUUUGUUUCAAGACAUCGACCUAUUACAGAAACAUGGAAUUAACGUGGCCGACAUUAAGAAAUUGAAGUCAGUAGGCAUCUGUACCAUCAAAGGGAUACAAAUGACAACAAGAAGAGCCCUAUGCAAUGUCAAAGGGCUUUCAGAAGCUAAAGUGGACAAGAUUAAAGAGGCAGCCAACAAACUCAUUGAACCAGGUUUCUUGACUGCAUUUGAAUAUAGUGAAAAGAGGAAGAUGGUUUUCCAUAUCACCACUGGGAGCCAGGAAUUUGAUAAGUUGCUAGGAGGUGGAAUUGAAAGCAUGGCAAUCACAGAAGCUUUUGGAGAAUUUCGUACUGGAAAAACUCAACUCUCUCAUACCCUCUGUGUGACAGCUCAACUUCCAGGAGCAGGUGGCUACUCAGGAGGAAAGAUUAUCUUCAUUGAUACAGAAAAUACUUUCCGUCCAGAUCGCCUUCGGGACAUUGCUGAUCGUUUCAAUGUAGACCAUGAUGCAGUACUGGACAAUGUGCUCUAUGCACGUGCAUAUACCAGUGAACAUCAGAUGGAGCUACUUGAUUAUGUAGCAGCAAAGUUCCAUGAAGAAGCUGGCAUCUUCAAGCUCUUGAUCAUUGAUUCAAUAAUGGCACUUUUUCGAGUGGAUUUCAGUGGUCGUGGGGAAUUGGCUGAACGACAGCAAAAAUUGGCCCAGAUGUUGUCACGACUCCAAAAAAUAUCAGAAGAAUAUAAUGUGGCUGUUUUUGUGACCAAUCAAAUGACUGCUGAUCCAGGAGCAACUAUGACCUUUCAGGCAGACCCCAAAAAACCCAUUGGGGGACACAUUCUGGCUCAUGCUUCAACGACAAGAAUAAGCUUGCGCAAGGGAAGAGGAGAACUGAGAAUUGCCAAGAUUUAUGACAGCCCUGAGAUGCCUGAAAAUGAAGCCACCUUCGCAAUAACUGCUGGAGGAAUUGGGGAUGCCAAGGAGUAGGUGGUGAAUUGAUGCAAAUUGCUUCUCAGUGCUUAUUAGGAGCUGAAGAGAUGGAAAAGCAGUCUUGCAUUUCAGAUCUUGAAAUAAGAAUUUGUUUUUUUCAUGUUAUUAAAGGAAAGGCAGCAAAAGAGUUACAUUUUAUAUUUAUCUUAAAAGUCCCUGAUUAUAUAGCUAUACAUUGCAUGUCAGUUUAAGAAUAUACACAUAUAUUCCUAAAUUGUUUAUAGUAGGUGCGUGUGUGUGUGUGUUUAUCCCUAUCAGAAACUAGUUGGGGAAGGGACACCACAUAGCUUCACUUCUACUUUUCCAAGUGAGCCACUAAGCAAGCUGAAGGUCUGGGAGCUAAAAAAGUUCCCCUUCUCCUGCAGACUUCCCCUCUGACAUUUUCCUGGGGCACAGUACUGCUGCUCUUCCACAAUAGGGAGAUGGUUAAGCAGAUAAUGUUUAUAGACCAGAAAAACUUUUAAAAUUUACACUAUCAAACUACAUAUUCACCUUGAUAGCAACAGAAAAAAACAUUAAAUUAAGCCAAAUUUUAAAUCAUUUGACCUUUGGACAAGUUGAAAUUACUUUUAAAAAUGUAGGGGCUGGGGCCUUGGCUCAGUGGUAGAGCACUUGCCUAGUACAUGUGAGGCACUGGGUGCGAUCCUCAGCACCACAUAAAAUAAAUAAACAAAAUAAAGGUAUUGUGUCCAUCUAUAACUAAAAACUAUUUUUAAAAAAUGUAUUUCUGAUGCAUACAUAUUCUCAUGGGAAGAUAAAAAAAUCUAAAAAUUUACAAUAUUGGGUGAUAAAAGUAGCAUCAUUUUUAUA